Messenger RNA from Ailuropoda melanoleuca (giant panda), 5079 nucleotides. It is a transcript of the gene PHETA1, whose product is annotated as PH domain containing endocytic trafficking adaptor 1. Gene Ontology annotation, biological process: receptor recycling; endosome organization; retrograde transport, endosome to Golgi. Gene Ontology annotation, cellular component: early endosome; recycling endosome; trans-Golgi network. The record is from RefSeq and is a predicted model, not a curated record. Bases 2407 to 3111 code for a protein of 234 amino acids. The transcript is spliced from 3 exons. Lineage: Eukaryota; Metazoa; Chordata; Mammalia; Carnivora; Ursidae.
GUUAAAGGGGCGCGCCCGCGGGUCGUGGACCGUCCGGCUGCCCCCGCCUCCUUCCGUCCGAGUGGCCCUCUCCCGCGGCUGCGCCAGCCGGGCCGCCCCGGAGACAAAGCGCCGCCGCCGCCGCCGCCGCCGCCACCGAGGAUCCCGGGCCAUGGCCGGGCCUCCCCCCGGCCCCGCGCCUCCCGUCCCGCUGCGGCCGCCGCCGCCCUAGGCUGCACUGCGAGGGAACUCAGCUGCCGGGGCCGAGCUUGGCCGACGACUCCCGCCCCAUAAGGGACCUCCGCCAGGUGGAACUCUGGCUCCCACGUUCUGCGGUGAACCACCUCUUCUGGGGCUCUGGCUGUCCUUUAAGGAACACACCAGACACAAAGAAAGGGACCGAGGGCAGCCAGGAGCAGCGCCAGACCUGGAGAACCAGCCAAAGCAAUGGGCAGCGGGGCUGCCUCGAGCCUGGGGCGGGGGUCCUGGCGUCCCUGUGGCCCGUGCUGGAGAGGCGCUCUUCUUCGGGGUUCUCAGCACGUUUUUCUGCCUGUACCUGUCACGCCCUCUCCCCCAUGCUCACUGUUGGGGACACUUGUGGCAGCUGGAUUCAAUCUCAGCACCUGCGGUCUGGCUUCUUGAAUUGAAUGUCAAAAUGUCGUGCCUCAGUUUCUCCAGAGUCCUGGGUUCUGGGCCAGCUGUGUCCCUGGAGACCUUGAGCUAAUUAUUUGCCUUCCGGACAGCUUCUUGCCUGAGCGCUCAGUACCUGGUAAACAUUUUGCAGAAUGGCUCCUCAGGAUUUAUUCAGUCCUUCCCAGAGGGAUGGAUAUUAACAUUCUCAUUUUAUAGAUGAGGCUCACCCCGACUCAGAGCGGCUGUGCUUUUGGUGCCUUUCCCACAGUUUGUCAGUGGGUUUUCCUCAUUCUAGCCCAUCGAACCCAUGCCACAGCCCGUUUGACAGAUGAGGAAACAGACUGGGAAAGGUGAAGUGACAUUCUUUAGGUGGAGGGGAGAACUUGGCCCUGGGGCCAGAGAGAGGCCAGGCUCCCUCCAGCUUCCUGCCCCGCCAAAGGCUGUUGAAUCAACAGCAGUACCCGUAGUGGACUAUGAACUUCUUGGAAAACAGCAUGAGUGUGAGGAGAUAAGUGGGUGACCAGGCCCUCCCAGAGGCUGGAGCCCACACCCCUGCUGCUUCCUGCCCUCCCCCCUUUUUUCUUUGCUGGGCUGGAGGAGGCAAGGGCCAUGGGCAGAGUGGGGUUCUGUGCUGGCCAGUGACCCUGGGCCAGGUUGGCCCCAUUUGGGCAGUAGCGGGAGGAUGGCUGCUGAGCCAAGAGGGAAAUUGCUCUUCCUUGGGCCUUAAUGCGGUGGGGACAUCCCAGGAUCAGCCCCUUUGUGCUGAUGGCCUGGAGCGUGUGACUCUGGGCACAGCAUUGUGCCUUUGGGGAAGUUACUUAACCUCUCUCUCUCCGUUUUCCACAUCUAUGAAUGCAGGUGGAUGAACAGAUCCCUUCUUACGGGGCUGUUGAGAGAUUUCAGAAGAUAAUUGUCUGAUUCAUUCUACAGGUAUUUGAGCACCAACUACAUGCCGGGCACUGGAAUUCAGGCCAAAAACCCCUGCCCUCCUAGAGUAGGCAAAGAUGACCCAGGUAAUUUCACACUGGGGCGUAGGAGAGUGACUGGGUGAAGGGUGUCUCUUGCAUACAGGGUGGUCAGGGACUGCUUCCCUAAUGGUCAAGCUGAAACUGAAGGAUGAGAAGUCAGCCAUGUGAAGAAGAAAGGAGAAGGGCAUUCCAGGUAAAGGAACAGCCAGGGCAAAGGCUGUGGUGUGUUUGAGGAAUAGCAAGGAGGCCAGGCUGGCUGGAGCUGGAGGAAAGAAGUAGGAGAUGGGCACUUGGAAGCCAUGGGGAGGACUGAAUUUAAUACUGGGAUGGGUAGGGAGUCAUGGGAGUGUUUAGACUAGAGGAGGGGUGUGGCUGGACUUAUCUUAACAGGAUCCCUCUGUGGGGAAUGGAUUAUAGUGGGGCCAGGGGAGGGGCCAAAGAGGGAGUUUGGCUUUUACCCUGAAGAACUGGGACAGGGAAGGGGCAAGGGUGGAGGCAGACAAUGAAGAGGCUACUGCAGUUGUCAAGGCGAGUGACAACAGGGACUGAGGAUGGGGAGGUGCUAGGGGGCAGAGAUAUUAGGCCCCUGAUUUGGAAGAGGUUGGGAUGGGGGGCGGCAAUCAGCUGGGCUUGAUGAGUGCAGAGUGGGAGUGGGGGGAGAAGGCGAAGCCAUUUGCUGCAACAGAGAGUGCUGAGGGGAGAGUUUGGCGAGGCUGAGAAGAAUGUCAACACUAGCACUGCUGAGUGUGUACUGUGUGUCCAGUACCAUGCUCAGCACCUCCUGCAGAGUCACUGUCACAUCGCAACAUCCUGACUUAGGGUUGUCAUGAUCCCAUUUUACAGAUGUGGAAACAGAGGCCCAGAGAAGCUUAAAGCUUGCCCAAGGUCCCACGACCUGGACACUACAGAGCUGACAUUUGAGCCCAGAGAAGAGCAAGCCGACACCAGACUGGGCAGGGAGGCAAGCGGAGGCCUGCGAGGCCCCGGCGCGGCCGCCAUGAAGCUGAACGAGCGCAGCCUGGCCUUCUACGCCACGUGCGACGCCCCGGUGGACAACGCGGGCUUCCUGUACAAGAAGGGCGGCCGGCACGCGGCCUACCACCGCCGCUGGUUCGUGCUGCGCGGCAACAUGCUCUUCUACUUCGAGGAGCCGGCCAGCCGCGAGCCGGUGGGCGUCAUCAUCCUGGAGGGCUGCACCGUGGAGCUGGUGGAGGCCGCCGAGGAGUUCGCCUUCGCCGUGCGCUUCGCGGGGGCCCGGGCGCGCACCUACGUGCUGGCCGCCGAGAGCCAGGCCGCCAUGGAGGGCUGGGUGAAGGCGCUGUCGCGGGCCAGCUUCGACUACCUGGNCCGCCCCGCGGGCGCCAAAGCUGCAGCCUCGCGGCCCGGCCCCGCGCCGCCCCUGCCUCCCCGGCGGAUUCCGCUGCCCAACGGGCCUCUCUACGCCGGCUCCUUUGCCCAGCUGCACGAGUGGUAUGGGCAGGAGGUGAGGGCGCUGAGGAGCCAGUGGCUCAGGAGCCGGGCCCAGCCCUGAAGAGAUGAGCGGGGCGGGCCAGCCCUGAGGUCGCCCGACACGCCCUGCCCUGGGAGACCAGGGGGGAAAUGGGCCUGAGGGAAGUCGGGGUGGCCUGGUUCCCGGGCCCGGCUCUGAGAAGAUGCUGGGUUCUGAGGGGUGCUUUAGGACUUGUGGGACUCAGAGGGGGCCAUGGGCCCGAUUCUAAGGAGCCUGCAGGGCCUCGGUGAGCCUCAAGAAGCCAGAGGCCUGGUAUCCGGGGAACUCUGGCCCCCCGCCCUGCUGGAGUCACCCAGCUAAGGUCUGUUGCUGGUAACAGACCCCCGCUGGGAUGACUGGGCCACGUGAGGAUCUGAUGCCUGGAAGGCGAUGCCGGGUCAGCCCUGGCCCUGGCGGCUCGGACUGGACCUGGACGUGGGCAGAGACAGAGAAGCCUUGGCCGAGCUGCACCACACCUGGGUUUGACCUCCUUUUGCUCCAGGGCCUGGCUCCAGGCUACCUGCCUGUCCCCAGAAGCAGGUGCAGAAGGCAGCGCAGGCGCGGGUUUCAAAGCGUGACCCGUGUGGUGAGGCGGCCUGGUCCCAAGGGCUCUUCUUGGCUUGGAGUGGGGCUGAGGCACGACUUUGCCCUGGGCCUCAGCCAGGCCUUGAGAAGGUACUCCUGGCACAGUAGCGGCCCUCUGAUCUGGGCCAGUCUGUGUCCCUGUGGUGGUUCUCACAUGCCCUCCCCACACUCCUUAACCACAUACUUUAGUCUCCUUCUGGAGCGGGUCUUCUGCCGCAGCCUGGGCUGGGGCCUCUUAGGAGCUUGGCUGACCUUGUCCAGUCCUGAGCUGGGCAGCUGUGGCCUGAGCUGGCUUUCUAGCUGGGUUCCCCAGGAAUGGGUGACCGUGCGCUGACUCACCACCCAGAAAGGGCCUGGGUGCUGAUCUGGUACUGCAAAGAAACAGCUGCCAAGCUUUGUUUGGCUUCUGGAAGCCCCUCACUCCAUCACAGUCCCAGCCCAUCCCCACCCCCAGUAUUCUGAUGGGGAGACCAGGUCUUGCUUUGCUUCGAGGCCGACUGCUGUUUUACUGUACUCACCACAGUGGCCAUUCUUCAUCCAGGGAGAAUCUCAGGGGGCUGGGACACCCCCGGCCCUCAAGCUGGGUUAUGUUUACAGUUCUCAGUGCCCCACACUGGGGACCACCUGAGGACACAUAUGCCCCAUCCUCUAUUUCCCCAGAGGGUCUCUCUUGGUGACAGUGGGACUUGGUCCUAAGGCCCCUUCUGCUGUCUUUGGAGACCCUGGGGCUCGGGGAAGAAUGCGGAGUGUCUGUGUGUCUGCAAUCACCACCAGCUCACUGCUGGCUCAGUUGACUGGGGCUUCAGUUUUAAUUUAAUUUUUAAUACUUAGGGUGUUUUUCCCCCUAGCAACAGAGCUUGGUGUUUUCACUGCUUUUGUUUCUUGUUAGCUGGUGGGAGGGGAUGAGGUGCCCCAGCUUUGGGCUUGGCUGAAUGGGGGGGGGGUAUAGUUGGCACUGCCCCCAGGGAGGGGGUCAGGAGCCUUGGCUGGACACAAAGGCACCUCAAAAAUCUCACCUUGUUCUCUACCUUCUUCCCAGCAAGUCCUGUUCUCCUGAUAGGUGCCUCUGGGGUCUUCGAACGCUUCCCAUCCCCCUCCUUUCCAAGUCCUGAGUGGAGGGGGUGGGGAUAGCUGCUCUUGUCCAUAGGCCCUGGGUCUCCAGGGAUAUUAGGAUCUGCCCAGAGCCCAUGUCCUGGCCAGACCCAGCUGGCAGGGCGAGGUGUCGGUCCCCAUCCUGGUGCAGGUUUACAAGCUCUAUAAAGGUACAGUGCCUACCACUGCCCCCCUUCUCCACCCCCGAAAAAGCACAAGAUGGGGUCAGGCUGCCUCCAGAGUUGGGUGGGGACAGAGAUAUCUGGCAGCCUGGGAGGGGGAUGUAAAGGCUAAAAUAAAAAAUUUGUCAAGUGAUGGCUGAUUGUGUCAUUU